This is a messenger RNA of Daphnia pulex (common water flea), 1594 nucleotides long. RefSeq names its product dolichol kinase-like (gene Dolk). Lineage: Eukaryota; Metazoa; Arthropoda; Branchiopoda; Diplostraca; Daphniidae. Gene Ontology annotation, molecular function: dolichol kinase activity. The coding region runs from base 119 to 1570 and encodes 483 amino acids. Gene Ontology annotation, cellular component: endoplasmic reticulum membrane. The record is from RefSeq and is a predicted model, not a curated record. Gene Ontology annotation, biological process: dolichyl monophosphate biosynthetic process. The transcript has 4 exons.
GAAACAGAAAGUACCAAAUCUCUCUGCAGCAAGACUCCGUUUCAGCAGCAGACGACGCACAGUCAUUCAAAACAAAACAAUCCAACGUGUUAUCACUGUCAACAUUCCUCACGUAACAAUGGAGUUAAUCAAUAGAAUAGAGAAUCCAUGCAACUACCAAAUCAGUAAAGUUGUAAAAUUAAGGCCAGGAGCAAAGGUUGGAUCAUGGUGUGGAUUUGUCCUGCCAAUUUCCAUGAUAUUUUCUUGUUUAAAAUACCAUGAAACUGUUUCCACAAGUUACAAGUUAGCAACCAUUUGCUCAACAGUGUCAUUAGUCUUCUUGUAUAUGAAUCUGUUUAACAAGAAACCACUUAUAACACAUGUUACAGCUUUAGCUGUGGCUCUUUCUGGUUGUUUACUAACUGGGACUGCACUAGUAACUGUGAUGAAAUUUACAUGCUUUAUGAUCCUCAUCAACAUCAAGAGUUACACAUUCUUGUGUAAACUUUUUCUUCACUUUCCAUGCAGCUUUUCAAUUGGUGAAGCAAUUCUUGCUGUUCAGGGGACAAUUGUUUUUUGUUUUGUUUCAAUAUCAAAUUGUGUGUUGGAUGGCUCCAAUCUCAGCACUGCUUUUUGCCAAAUUUUUCUUUUGGGAAUUGGAUCAUUUCUUCUUGGUACUGGCCUGAUACAACAAUUUCAACAAUUUUUGCCUUUCAUUCUACUGCUUUUCACUGUGAUGGGAACUGUAACAAUUCCAAUUAUGCUUCUAGUUAUGAAAAAGAACCCUAUUACCUGGUUUCUGAUAGACUUUAUUUUUCUGGACACAACAAGGGUACCAAAACUAUUUAGCAUCAUGUCAGACAUUUGCAUAAUCCAUUCCCAUUUCUCUUUGCAGGUAUUUCUCAUAUUGUAUUGGCUAGCAUGUACUAUUUUGGCCUUAGCAAUUGCUUGGUGGUUUGGAAACGGUUCUUCCGUCAAACUAACCGUCCUGCGCAAAUAUUUCCAUGGCGUCGUUAUUGCCAUCUAUUUGCCCGGAGUAUUUUUCGACACUGAACUACUCUUUGUAGCUUCGGUUAUGGUCUUGGCUGCCUUUCUUCUAUUAGAGUCAGUUCGACUGUACAAUCUGGACUACGUGGGAGACAUUCUAAACAAGAACAUGGUCGGCUUUCUUGACGAAAAAGACCAAGGAACCCUCAUACUCACUCAUAUUUACUUACUGAUUGGUUGUUCGUUACCAAUAUGGAUCUUCCCUCUCGAAUCAGCAAUGGACACAACAGAUAAACUGCUACUGUGCUCUGGUGUAGUGUCACUUGGAAUCGGGGACACUGCUGCAAGCAUUGGCGGAACUUUGUGGGGCAAAAACAAGUUUCCUGGUAGCUCCAAGAGUAUCGAAGGGACAGUGUGCUCUAUAUUGGCGGAAAUCCUGUUCCUAGUCAUCAUGUUUCAUUUAGGCGUGUUUGGAGAUUCCCCCCGAUUGCCGUGGCUUAGCUUUAUUGGGGCCGCCGUAGUCACUUCUCUCGUUGAAGCCUGUACAACUCAAGUUGAUAACCUUGUUUUGCCGUUAGUCAUGUACAUCAUUGUUAUGAUCUAAUAUAUCAGUUAUAUUUCCUCGAAA